Molecule: messenger RNA, 726 nt
Organism: Adineta ricciae
Lineage: Eukaryota; Metazoa; Rotifera; Eurotatoria; Adinetida; Adinetidae
Source: the annotation of a GenBank genome assembly
AUGACUUUUCGCUUUUUUCUCGUUGCAAUAAUUCUUAAUUUACCAUUAGCAACUCCUGUAAUCUACUUCGAUUUAUCACACACAUUCGAUCCUUCAAUACCAUUCUUUCCCACUCAAGUACGUUUCAAUUUCACCCAACGUAUGGUUCAAUUGAUGAAUGAAAAGAACAAAUUCUUCUAUGCAACGAAUGCCUUCAUCACAAUCUCUGUACAUGCCCGUAUUGUUGACGUUUCCAAACAAUGCAGUCAAGAUAGAAAUUACCUGAUUACAAUCGAUGACGUUAAAAAUAGCAAUUUAUUCGUACCUGAAACCGAUACUGAAACUGGAGAAAAAUUCUCAUUCGUUUUGAUUUUUUACACCGGAUGGGCAAAAUACUGGCCUGAUCAAACAGCGUAUGCUGGUGAUAAAUCAGAUCUUCAUUUUCCUGGUUUAAGUGAACAAUUAGCUACCUAUCUGGUCAAUACAUACGGAGAUAAAUUUAUUGGAGUUGGUAUCGAUACUCUUUCAACGGAUUAUGGUCAAUCGAAAACGUACGUGGUUCAUCAAAUACUCGCGCGACAUAACAAAUAUGGAUUGGAAAAUCUUGCUUUAACUAAUAAUUUCGUAAACAGUGUGCAGACGAAGUUUUUUCCUCUAGAUGUCUAUCCAAUGAAAAUUGGAAAUGGUACAGGUGCACCUUGUCGUAUAGUUGCACGAUUGAAUAAUCCCAAACGAAUCUCAAAGUAA